CCAACUUCUCCCCAACUUUGACUGCAACUCCAACUUCAUCGCCAUCUUCAUCUUCAACCUCACCGAUUUCGACAUCCGCUUCAGCAUCUAAGCCCGCUCUAGAACUAGCUUCAGCAUCAAAAUCAAUUGGUCGGCAUCAUCACGGAAUCCAAAAGGAGCCGCAGGAACCGGACCACGCAUACUUCCAGCCCAGGCCCCAGUAUCUUCGAUCAGCAUGCCAAAGACCAAAGCAAUUCCCGACCCUCUUGCGGAGGAUCGCCAACGCACCCAAACCGUACCCAAACUGCCUAGAACCCAAGAGGUCGUGAAUGGUCCCAUGGUCUCGACACCAGCCCCAGCAACGGCUGGCGACGGUGACAACAUGACAGUCAUCAACAGCGACGGAACUACCACCACCUACACUGCCUCUGGAAAGCUGCUCGACGGCGAACAACAAAGGACCAGCGAGGAGGCCAAGGCGAUCACCGACAGCGACAGGGCAACCGCCAAGGGAUCUCCCAGCGUUCGUUCUAAGAAGAUGGAGAGGAUGAAGCGCAAGCUCGAAAAUAAGAAGGCCAAGUCGGCACGUCACCAGUCAACUAAUCUCCUUGAUCUCCCGAAUGAGCUCCUCUUCAACAUAUUUAGCCAAAUGCGUCCCAGUGAAGUCUUGGGAAUUCUCCACAUCUGCAGGGCAUUUCACGAUCUGGUCCAGCACAGCGAGGCCCUACUCUCCCGCCACAUCGUCUCAGCGAGAUACCCCGUCCUCGCAAAAUGCUUCAGGCUGCCCGUCAGCCUAGACGAUAUUGACCCAAAGCUCCAUGUCGUCCUGCAGUACGAGACCAGAAUCCAGAUGCUCGGCAUCCACCGACGAUACCAACACAUCCCCCAGCCUGACCCCUUCGCUGCCUGCACCUGCCUGACCUGCGUUCUACGAUGGCAAGCUCUCUUCACCAUCAUCGAUUUCAAUUACUGGCAGGAAAACCUGGCUUCUGGAAAGCCAAUUCCCGUCAUCCCCCGCGACCAAAUCCCCGAGUGGAACAAGACGCUCAAGGAGCGGACGGCCAGGAUUGUUCUGAGGGCGCUCAAGUCCCCACUCAUGUACGCCCGCAUUCUCGAGAUGCACCUCAUGAAUACGUGUGCGGCCAUCAAGCGGCAGACCGAGAAUAGGGGUAACCGACGCCGUCACUUCACCAUGACUCAAGCAGAUGAGGACUCUGGCACCGACAGCUUUCUCGAACAGGAGGGUCCCUCUACAGCCGACAUGCCCUUCCAGCGGGACGGCUACGACCUGCUCGAGGUCUUCCUCCCUACCCGAACCUGGCUUAAGAAUGAAACCAGGUGGGCGUACAUGCCAGCCGACAUCCAUGACAGAGACUUGGCAUGGGCUGCAAAGAGGUGGAAUCCCGUGUUCGCAGCCGAGCCAAUCCCGAAAGAUAGCGAGGUCUAGCAGAGAGUCGCCAACGAUGCUCGGUUCAAACGCGCAAACAGUCGCAAGUAUCUAUAUAGCGCCGACGGCUGUAUAAUCCGUCCUUAUCAAGCCACUGAGAAAGACUUUUCAUAUGUGGUGCCUAUGCAUCGGGUUAAUGGCAGGCUUGUGCUUUGGCAAGUUCGUUCGUCUGGGAAUCAGAAUCAUGCCCUCGUCCGCGAGGCCGAAAUUGCAAAGCUGAAGAUUCGGGCCCGCCGAUGUAGGGCCCAGGAAUUCAGGCAGUGUGUCGAGAAUAUCCACUUUUUUGAUUUGUACCCCGAGAGGUUGCCUGACUUGGGAUUGCUUUACAGGUGGUCCGGACCUUGAAGGAGACAAAACUGUUGCAAGGAGAAUGUAGUCUCACAGCGUCGAGGAAGCAUGGUCUUGGAGUAGCCAUACACGAG
Colletotrichum destructivum is the source of this 1848-nucleotide messenger RNA. RefSeq names its product Putative F-box domain-containing protein. The record is from RefSeq and is a predicted model, not a curated record. The transcript has a single exon. The coding region runs from base 215 to 1426 and encodes 403 amino acids. Gene Ontology annotation, molecular function: protein binding. NCBI's taxonomy places the organism in Eukaryota, Fungi, Ascomycota, Sordariomycetes, Glomerellales, Glomerellaceae.